Messenger RNA from Pistacia vera, 963 nucleotides. RefSeq lists its product as uncharacterized. The transcript has a single exon. NCBI's taxonomy places the organism in Eukaryota, Viridiplantae, Streptophyta, Magnoliopsida, Sapindales, Anacardiaceae. The record is from RefSeq and is a predicted model, not a curated record. Bases 1 to 963 code for a protein of 320 amino acids.
AUGGAAGCUUUCAUGGUCUUAGGUUUUGAAGGAAUUAUCAGAGAGGCCCUCAAGAUCUUCUUCAAAAAUAAAAUACUCAUGGCUUGCCUCACUUUGCUAAUCCUCUCAUUCAACUCAGUCUUUUUCUUGUACAAUUGCCACUCCAUCAAACCAUUCGAGUCCGACUUAUUUUUGAAGCUAGGUCUCUUACCUUACACAAAGCCCAAAACUUCUGAAUAUUUCUCCCUUCUCACGGCUCUUAAAGAAGAUAUUCGCGCCUACGUCGUCCUCGAAUGGAUAUUUAUUCUCAUCAGUAUUGUCCCCUCUUUGUUUUUAUCAACUGCCACAGUCAUUGCACCAGCCUUUAUUCAUGGAAGAAAUUUUUUAUCCUUUAGAGAAAUGUUGUGGUCAACAUUAUCAUCACUCAAAAGGCCUUCCUUUACUUACUUUUAUGAAACCCUUUUGAGUUUCGGUUACAUUUUUCUGGUGUUGGCAAAUCUUGUUCCCUUUCUUCUUCUUGUUCGAGAUCCAAUAGCCUUAACAGUUUUAGUCCUUAUGAUUGUAAUUCUAGCUUCAGUUGUGUAUAUUUACUUGGAAGUAACUUGGAGUUUAGGGUUUAUUGUUUCAGUUUUGGAAGAGAAAAGUGGAAGUGAGGCGAUCGGAAAGGCGGCGAAGAUCGUUAAGGGAAGGCGGCUGCAUGGUUUUCUUUUGAAUCUUGUGUUUAGAAUUUUAAGUUUGGUAAUUUACGUUGGUGCUAUGUUGGUGAACCAAAUAAAAGCAGGUACUGUAAACCCAGUGAUUAUUGGGUUGUUUGUGACGAUUGUUGUGUCUCUGGUGGACAUGUUAAGGUUGAUGGCGUACACGAUUUUGUACUACCAGUGCAAGAAGAACCAUGGAGAAGAGGUUGAGUUGCCGUGGAGAAAAGGGUAUAGCAAAGUGGGUUCAUCACUUCCACUUGUUAAUAUCGAAAAUAAUGGACCAUGA